Molecule: messenger RNA, 342 nt
Organism: Melanaphis sacchari
Lineage: Eukaryota; Metazoa; Arthropoda; Insecta; Hemiptera; Aphididae
Exons: 4
Coding region: 1-342 (113 amino acids)
Source: RefSeq, a predicted model, not a curated record
AUGGACUUCAAUAACGACAAUAACCACUAUAAUGAAGUACAGAAGACAGAGGACCAUGACGCGUCGCCAACUGCCGUGGAACGCGUGGAAGUCGCCGACAUAUCGGAGUAUAAACCAAGAUUUGGACGACACGAAGCUCAUAAACGUCAAGAUACUAUGGGUGAAAUUGUUCAAAACUGUACUGAUACUAUGAAAUUUAAGUACAAUAUUGACAAUGAUUUUGUUGAUAGUCGAUUCAAAGAAUUGAUCCCACAUCCUGAAGUUGUUGGUGUAAUUCAGACUGAUAAGUAUGGAAAUUCUGUGAAGCGAGAUCUAAAAUUCCACCAUAGCACUUUAUGGUAA